UCUCCGCCUUUCCUCUCUAUGGUAGCCGUGGUUGGAGGCGGCGCCAGGACGGCCGCUCUAUCCCUCCUCCCGCGGGGCUCUAUGCUGCGGGAACUCUAUGGUGGGGCUCUCUAGGCGAGGCCUCGGCGGGGACUCUAUGGUCGCUGCCGUCCUCACGAUGCCGCCGGCGCCGCUUCCCUGAGGCGGAGACGGGAACGGCCCCGGCCCCGGUUCUCCCCAGGCGCUGCCACGGCGGGGCCCGGCUGGGCUCUGAGUUCCCACCCAGGAGGUGCUGGGAGGCAGCAUCACAACUCAGCUCAGUUGAUGAUGGAAGAGGUGCCCAAGAGCAGCAGCAACACCUCAGUGAGCCCUCCCCAAACCUCAGCUGUCCAAGGUACAGCCCUGCAGGCAGCUCAGCUCUCUCAUAUUGCUCAACAGAUGUCUCUAAGAGGUCCUGCUCCCCUGACAGUUGUUCAGCUUCCUGGAGAGCAAGUCCAGGUCCAGGGGGUCAUUCAGACAGCUCAGUCCUCUUCUGUAAUCCACUCACCCCAGGUGCCAACAGUGCAGGUGUCUUUGUCUGAGAGUGAAGAUUCUCAGGAUUCCUCAGACAGCAUAGGCUCUUCACAGAAAGCUCGGGGGAUCUUGGCUCGGCGUCCCUCUUACAGAAAAAUUUUGAAAGAUCUUUCUUCUGAAGACACCCGUGAUAGGAAAGGAGAUGAGGAGAGUCCUGGUGUCUCCACUGUUACAUCCAUGUCUGUUCCCACUCCCAUCUACCAGACAAGCACUGGACAGUACAUUGCCAUUGCUGCCAAUGGUUUGCAGCUGGCCAGCCCAGGGGCAGAUGGAGUGCAGGGGCUGCAGACACUGACAAUGACCAACACUGGUGGCACUCAGCCUGGGACAACCAUCCUGCAGUAUGCUCAGACAUCAGAUGGCCAGCAGAUCCUCGUCCCCAGCAACCAGGUGGUGGUGCAGACUGCAUCAGGGGACAUGCAGACCUACCAGAUCCGAACCACCCCAACCACCACCUCCCUUCCUCAGACUGUGGUGAUGACAUCUCCUGUCACUCUGACCUCACAGACAAGCAAGACAGAUGAUCCCCAGCUGAAACGAGAGAUCAGGCUGAUGAAGAACAGGGAAGCUGCUCGGGAGUGCCGCAGGAAGAAGAAGGAAUAUGUUAAAUGUCUGGAAAAUCGAGUUGCAGUCCUGGAAAACCAGAACAAAACACUAAUUGAAGAGCUAAAAACUUUGAAAGAUCUUUACUGUCAUAAAAGUGUGUAAGAAAAGAAGGUAAACAUUUUGUGGACUGCUUAAAUUCCAGAGGAUUUUUUUUUUUUAUACUGAAUUUUUUAAACUAGAUGAAAGGUCAAAAAACUGAAACUUUUCUACCUAGAUUUCACAACUGAAAGACAAUGUAGAUUUUAUUUACAACACGUUGGUGACAAAGUACAAAGAGGAAACAAGAAAACCUUGCCCAAAUUCCUGCUGGCACAACUGGAAACUUGAGAAAGCCAAGAUUGCAUCUGCAAUAGAAGGAGAGUUGGACAGUUUCAUGAGGCAGGUGAUGAGAAUUCUGUUGAAAAUUUCUACAAAUCCCUCUGGUAAUGGAGGUUACAAAUCCAAUGUGGAUGAAAUGGAACCCUUGCCAUAGCUGACAUUAUUAGUAACAUUUAUACCCAGUGUAUCUCUUGAUUUCUUACUCUUUUUUCAAUCCUUGCUUUUUCUUUCAGUUAUUUGUAUGUAAAUAAUUUUAUUUGAAUCUGUAAGGUGUUUUUUUUUUUUUACAGGUUCAGGUGAUAACCAAGCUACUACUUUGCUAGAGGUAUAAAUUAUGUUUACUCCUUCUCAGCUGACAGUUUUAAAAGUUGGGUUGGUGGUUUGUUUUUUUUUCAGUGUUUGCUGUGUUUAUCAACUUUGGAAGGGAUCUGCAGAAAGCAGUGAGAGGGAUAGUCCUGAAAAUGUCUGAGGCACAGGAAAUAAGGUGUUGACUUAAGAGAAAUCAACAAAUCCAAUAAUUUUCAAGUAUGGUGAGCAAAUAUCCCUGAAGAAUGGUUUCACAAUCAUUUUUUCUUAGUGACUGGGCAUGAUCAACAUCAGUAAUUGAAAUGUGUGCUGAUUAUACCAAUUAGCCAUGUGUUGAUUGUUCUGUCUGGAGAUUCUACUGUGCUUUGGAACAUUUAAACCAAAUAGAAGAAAUAAAAAGAUAAAAAAAGGAAGAUGUAUACCAAAGGGUUAAUGAGGUUCUAAUAUAUGGUUUACAUGCUGAAAGUGAUGCAAAAUUUCUGGAUUAAUUUUGUAAGGUAGGUGAUAUUUUGCAAAGUAAUGGUACCUUUGUAAGAAAAAUAUUCUAUUGAGAAACAGGUAGAUGGUUGUUAUAUUUUGUAGCUAAAUUUGUGAUCUUUGCAAACUCUGCAGUUGAGUUUCUAUGAGUAUUUUGACAGUUUAUAUAUUUCAUUUUAGUAAGCAAAUGAAAUAUUUUGUGAACCAGAUUUUCAAGCCUAUAUUUUUAUGGAUAGUACAAAGUCAAAUGAAAUCCUUUUUGGCUUAGGAGAUAUUUGAAUUAAUUUUGUAUGUCUGUAGGCAACUUGAAAAAAAAAAAAAGGAUCCUAAAGAGUAUUGGGGGAAAAAGAAAAAAUCAGGGCUUUUUAUUCCCCAGAGAUAAUAAUACCUGCACAUUAUAUCUGAUUGCUAUCAGAGACUCUAGUUUAUAUGAUUUUAAUUUGUUUCAGGUGAAAAAUUCAAUGUUUGACAUGAUCAGGACUCUUUUGGGUGUGGAAUCUCCCUUUCUGGAGAUGCUCCAAGCUGCCUGGAUGUGGUGCUGGGCACCCUGCUUUGGGUGACCCUGCUUGAGCAGGAGGUUGGACCAACCUCAACCAUUCUGUGAUUCUGUGAAAUAGCAAGAUGUGUCUGCAGUGCUUAUUGCAUGAAUAAUAAAUAAGAUUCUUUUCCAUAGUUAGGAUUGAAUCCUGCUUCCAGUUCUGUCAGUGGGAAUUGCACUAUGGAUUCUGCUUCUCACGAGGUGUUAGAGCUCCAUGUGUGUCUUGUGCUAGCUCGGAUCUGAGUGACAUUAAAAGGUGUGCUCACUCCCUAGGUGUCUGAUGCUUACCAUAUGGUCAGUCAGUAUUUUAUUUUUUAUUUUAUUUUACUCAUUUUUUAAUUAAUGGACUCUUUAGCAAGCAGAGCUCUUUGAAAAUGGUAGGAGAAAGACUGCAUUCCACAAUCACCUUGUUAGUAGGCUACAAAAAUCUUAUUUUUUUUUUCCUCAAGUUUCUAAGUAUUUGAUGGUUCUGGACAUAACCCAUCAUUGUUCCCUUCCAGCCACACGUUUGUGUUCACCACCACGUCCAAACAAGUGCUUUUGGUGCUCAUCAAAAGUCAUGGGCAAGGCUGAGCAAGUCCUUACAUGAUUAGGGAAGAAAAAAUACCUUGGAACAUGCUCAGCACCUCAGAAAUUGGACCUCUGCCUCCCAUCAGGUGUCAGAGGGUUUGACAGCACUGAAACUAAUCUGGUAACUCCUGUGUGGUGUUUUGAACCUCACUGUGUGCUCUUGUUCCUUUAGGUUCUUUUGAAAUACAGAAUAAUAAUAAUAAUAAUUAAAACAACACAAGCUAUCAAGUGUUAAAACUGUAAAACCACGGUGGCCAAUUCUUUCUGUAUGAAGUGAAACAAAAGUAAGUGCUGCCAGACCUGACAUGAGUCAGUUUUUAUCCUCUUGACACACUGCUUUGGGAAGAGCAGCUUAUUUUUCAGCCUGGAAAUAUUAAACAAGUAACCUGAGUUUGCUCUUUGAGUAAUCACUUAUCAUGAAGUACUUAUUUGGGGUUUAUUUCAAAAUCUAGAUAAGAGAAUAAAAUGAGAGUAAGAGAUGCAGCACCUAAUACUGUUCUGCUGGUUAUUUCCAAACAGAAGUACAUGCUUUAUAUGAACUGUAAAUAUUUGUCUAAACAAUUAGAUGGUUGCAAAUUUUGACCUUGAUAAAUAAAGUCGCCAAAAUAUCA
Messenger RNA from Calypte anna (Anna's hummingbird), 3978 nucleotides. RefSeq names its product activating transcription factor 1 (gene ATF1). Gene Ontology annotation, cellular component: ATF4-CREB1 transcription factor complex; nucleus. The record is from RefSeq and is a predicted model, not a curated record. Gene Ontology annotation, molecular function: RNA polymerase II cis-regulatory region sequence-specific DNA binding; DNA-binding transcription factor activity, RNA polymerase II-specific; protein binding. The coding region runs from base 304 to 1260 and encodes 318 amino acids. The transcript has 9 exons. NCBI's taxonomy places the organism in Eukaryota, Metazoa, Chordata, Aves, Apodiformes, Trochilidae. Gene Ontology annotation, biological process: regulation of transcription by RNA polymerase II.